CCCACUCCCACCGCCGGCCUCCGCAGCGCCCUCCGCGCGCCUCUCCGGGGCUCCCGCCGCCGCGUCCCUCGGAGGGUCUGCGGCUCUGCGGCUCCCGCCCCCUCGAGUUCAAAAGGACGCGCGGAGCGGCGCCGGCCCUGCCCCGCAGCCCGUCCGACUGGAAAGAUCUGCCCCUUCCUCACGGUGGCCAGCGCUUGCGGCAAUGGCUAGCCUCCCACUCACACCUCCAGGUCCUCACGGUGCCCAUCCACUUGCUGCAAUGACCGGCCUCCCCACCACGCCUUCUCCAGGAGGACUGAUCACCACCAUUCGGCAGGUCACUGAGGCCCUGUCCCCAGAAGCUGAAGCCAGCACCGCACUCAUUGCAGUUGUUAUCACCGUGGUCUUCCUCACCCUGCUCUCAGUCGUGAUCUUGAUCUUCUUUUACCUGUACAAGAACAAAGGCAGCUACGUCACCUACGAACCGGCCGAAGGAGAGCCCAGCACCAUCCUUCAGAUGGAGAGUGACUCAGCCAAGGGCAGGGAGAAGGAGGAAUAUUUCAUCUAAUGAUUCCCAGGCCCCACAGAGCUUAUCCAGGCUCCAGGGCUAACACAAUGACUAUCUAAUUUAUUAGGUGAAAGUUUUUAUCUGAAGCCAGUGAGAAGCAUUGACUGGUAUGGGCAAACCUGAGCUCCUUCCAGGAGGAGGCCCAAACCCAACAUCACUGACAGUAGGGACCAGGGACAUGGAGAAAGCUGCUUAUGUCUUUAGAAAGCAGUGUUUGUGACUGACCAAUAAGGUAGGGCUAUCCCAGGCAACAUUUCAGUAUGUGCCCAGCCAUCUUCAGGUUUUUUUCACAGGUCAAAGGGGAGGAGUUAGGGUCACUGGCUACCUAGUGACAGCCCCGGUGGAGGUAGUGUCCACAAAAGUUCUCCCCAGAGGCUGAUACCACAAUAAAAGGCCAGGCCCUGAGGGGUAGGAGACUAGAUAGAUACCUUACCUCCUAAUGAAUGUGCAACGUCCCUUCAUCUGAGCCCAUCCUUUCCCUAUUUCCCAGCCUCAUACUUAAUGCUAUUUUUAUCAGAAUUAAAAUUUUUCAUUAAGAAAUCA
Molecule: messenger RNA, 1090 nt
Organism: Eptesicus fuscus (big brown bat)
Lineage: Eukaryota; Metazoa; Chordata; Mammalia; Chiroptera; Vespertilionidae
Gene: SMAGP
Product: small cell adhesion glycoprotein
Exons: 4
Coding region: 203-547 (114 amino acids)
Source: RefSeq, a predicted model, not a curated record